AAUUAGGGAGAAAGAAGAAUUGGUUUCUGGUUUGUGUUUGGAUCUGAACAACCGGGAGACCGCUCCACAGAGAAUAGCGAAAAUAGAGAGGAGAAGGAGAAGAUGAAGGUCUCCUUUUUCUGAGUGGCGUGUUAACCAAAAAAUUCAAGCGUUUUAUUAGAAAAAUGACGCGUUUUCGUUGUCCUGGCGGUCGUCCUCCUCUUCCUCUUCCUGAUUUGAUUACAUUAAGUUGUCCGUCCCGACUCCGAACCCAAUUAUGGUAAUUAACCGCGCCCUGCUCCUUGCUCGUUUUCUUCGUAUGAUAUGGGCAUUUGGAUGGUGUUGUAUUUCUUCAGCGUAUUGUGGAUGUGCUCUUAGGGUUAGUACCCAACUAUAGUAUAGUAGUGUCACUCCCGAUCUAGACUUGGAUGUCAACUUUAACUCCAAUUCCAACUUGUUCUUACAUUUUGCAUUUGUUAUUUGUUAUGUCGUAUUUGGUUGAUUGAUGUUGCUGGGUAUGUUAAGUUGAUUGAUUGAUAUUGCUGGGUAUGUUAUGUUGAAAUUUCUCUGCAACUGUUCGAAUUAGCCCAAUACGCAUCAGAAAAUGGUGUUUAGUCGAAUUGCCAACAUCAUUUCUUCUGCAUCAAGUCGUUGGUCUAGCCCUCAGGGGGGUUCCAAUCUAUCUCCCCCCAAAAUUGCCUUUGCCAACCCUGCACGGAGCAAGAACUAUCUGCGUCUCUCAUCAUCUCUCCAGGAUUUCUCGGCCUAUCGCCAGAUUGACCCUGAAGAUCCCCAUCCCAGCGUUGUCACUCAUUCCAAACCCCCUGAUUCCUUACAGAGAGAAACUGCCAACUCCAGCUUCUCAAAAGAGAAAGCACUGCCAGGAGGAGGAACCCCAUCUGCCUGCAACAAGUGGGUUCGAGCCCUCAUGCUUCUGUGUUGUAUCUUGUUGUUGGGUUUUCUAAUUUAUUUGGUUUCCAUGUUCACUUAUUCUUAUUGGUCUAGAGGAGAGCCCAAGUUCUAUAUUGUACUUGAUUGUGGAAGUACUGGAACUCGUGUUUAUGUAUAUCAAGCAUCCUAUGAUACUGAGAAAGAUGGCACUUUUCCUAUUGUCAUGAAGCCGUUAACACAAGGUCUUCGAAGAACAUCUAAUUCACACAGAGGCCGUGCUUAUGAUCGAAUGGAAACUGAGCCCGGGCUUGACAAGUUGGUGCACAAUGUUUCCGGCUUGAAGGCUGCAAUAAAACCACUUAUUCGAUGGGCAGAGAAGCAAAUCCCACAAAGGGCACAUAAGACAACCUCGGUUUUCCUUUAUGCUACUGCCGGGGUUCGCAGACUUCCUACUGUCGAUUCACAGUGGCUUCUGGACAAUGCAUGGUCUAUACUCAAGAAUUCACCUUUUUUGUGCCAAAGAGACUGGGUUAAGAUUAUCAGUGGCUUGGAAGAAGCUUAUUUCGGCUGGAUAGCCCUUAACCAUCACACGGGUAUUCUGGGGGCCAAACCAAGAAAGCCAACAUUUGGUGCACUUGACUUGGGUGGUUCAUCACUGCAGGUUACAUUUGAGAGUAAUGAACAAGUGCAUAAAGAGACCAGUUUAAACCUUAGAAUUGGGGCCAUGAACCAUCAUCUCACUGCAUAUUCUCUCCCAAGCUAUGGUUUAAAUGACGCAUUCGAUAAGUCUGUAGUACAUCUUUUUGAGAGGCUUCCAGAAACCAGUAAGGCAGAACUAGUAAAUGGGAAGGGAGAACUUCAGCAUCCAUGCUUGCAGUCCGGUUACAAGGAGCAAUACGUUUGCUCUCAAUGCGUUUCUAAAUUCCAAGAAGGUGGAAGCCCUGUGAUUGCUAAAAAGUGGUUGGAUAAAGGAGGCAGAUCAGGGAUUUUGUUGCGGCUUAUUGGUGCUCCAAAUUGGGAUGAGUGCAGUAAACUUGCCAGAGUUGCCGUCAAUUUGUCGGAAUGGUCCAAUAUAAAUCCAGGAAUUGACUGUGACUUGCAACCUUGUUCUCUUCCCAAUGGUGUACCCCGUCCUUAUGGAAGAUUCUUUGUGAUUUCCGGAUUUUUUGUGGUUUAUCGGUUUUUCAAUUUGACGUCAGAGGCAUCACUUGAUGAUGUGUUGGAAAAGGGUCGGGAGUUUUGUGAAAGAACUUGGGAAGUUGCAAAGAACAGUGUUGCUCCUCAGCCCUUCAUUGAACAGUACUGCUUUAGGGCACCAUAUAUUGUAUUCUUGUUGAGAGAGGGAUUGCACAUCAUAGAUAAUCAAGUUAUAAUUGGGUCUGGAAGUAUUACAUGGACACUUGGGGUUGCUUUGUUGGAAGCUGGGAAGGCACUUCCAACCAGAAUGGGGCUUCACAGUUACGAAAUACUCCAGUUCAAGAUUAACCCAAUAUUUCUUACUGCAGUUUUGUUUAUCUCUUUAAUUUUCCUCCUUUGUGCAUUAUCAUGUGUUGGCAAUUGGAUGCCAAAAUUUUUCUGGAGGCCAUGUCUCCCACUGUUUAGGACUAAUGGUGCAUCUUCUGGAUCUGUUCUGAGUAUUCCGUCUCCUUUUCGGUUCCAGCGCUGGAGUCCUAUUAGCUCUGGGGAUGGAAGAGCAAAGAUGCCUCUGAGUCCAACAAUUGCUGGUGAUGCCCAAAGGAGACCAUUUGGCUUAAGGCAUAGUCUCAACAGCAGCAGUGACAUCCAGUUAAUGGAGUCUUCCUUAUACCCAUCAACUAGCAGUAUGUCCCAUAGUUAUUCCUCUAAUAAUCUGGGCCAGAUGCAACUGGACAGCAUUAGCAUGGGUUCCUUCUGGUCUCCUCACAGAUCUCAGAUGCGUCUUCAAAGCAGGCGAUCACAAUCUCGGGAAGACCUGAAUUCUUCGCUGGCUGAGGCACACAUGGUGAAAAUUUAAGGGAUGUUCGUCUACAUAUUUCGGCACCACGUAACGAUGUUGCAUUUCUGUGUGGUCUCUCCUGUGAUUGUGAAAUUACUCCUUGUGCCUGGCAUCAGUCGCAUUGGACUUGUCUUUCCACUCCCAUACAUAUUUGAAUUACAUUCAAUCUUUUGUUUUUUUUUUUUUUUUGUUUGGGGGUGGGGGGGUGGUUGGGUUGGUGAGAUCCGCUGAGCAUUAUCACACGAGGCGUCUGCCUGAUAUGAUCAGACAUCCAACAAUCAUAAGUUUUCAACACCACACAUAUAAGGUAUCGGAGUCUCUUGUUGAAUUUUGCGGCCAAAUUAACACAGAAUUUUCCUCCUUCAUGGGUUAGCAAAUGUUGACAUCAAAUUGAUGAAAGAUGAUUUACAAUUUACAGGCAGCAAUUAUAGUAACAUAUACAGCCGUCUCUUAUACAUGCA
This is a messenger RNA of Malus domestica (apple), 3306 nucleotides long. RefSeq names its product probable apyrase 7. Lineage: Eukaryota; Viridiplantae; Streptophyta; Magnoliopsida; Rosales; Rosaceae. The record is from RefSeq and is a predicted model, not a curated record. Gene Ontology annotation, molecular function: hydrolase activity.